This is a messenger RNA of Seminavis robusta, 771 nucleotides long. The record is from the annotation of a GenBank genome assembly. NCBI's taxonomy places the organism in Eukaryota, Bacillariophyta, Bacillariophyceae, Naviculales, Naviculaceae.
AUGUUUGGAGACCCCCAUUUGAAGUCAUGGAAUGGCGAUUGGUUCUCAUAUAUGGGCGAGUGUGACCUCCGGCUUGUCCACGCACCCACGUUUGAUGGCAAGCAGGACCUUACAAUUCAUGUCCGCACUACCAUUCGAUAUGAAUACAGUUACAUUGAGGCCGCUGCUAUCCAGAUAGGAAAUGACACUCUUGAGGUAGACAGCUGGGGAGGCUAUGCGCUGAAUGAUGUUGAAGAUGCCAUCUUGAACAGUCGAGCCAAGCGUGUUCUCCGGAAUGGCAAUCUUGUCAGCAACAACUUGGGAGGAUAUGACAUCUUCCAUACACAAAUGAGCCAGAAAAAACACGUUUUUGAUGUCAUUCUUGGACCUGGCGAGAAUGUGACCUUUAGCAACAUGAAGGACAUGGUCUCUGUCAAGAUCAACCACAAUGAGCACUUUGUGAAUGUAGUUGGUGUGUUGGGCCACUUUGAUGGAAGUAUGCUGGCCCGAGAUGGAGUGACUGACUUGCAUGAUGGUAUCAAUACCAUGGGGCAGGAGUGGCAGGUCCAUGACGAUGAACCAAUGCUGUUUCGAACAGCUCGAGAGCCACAAUAUCCCAACAAGUGCCGACUGCCUGAUCUUGGCAAGAAGGAGUCCCGUCGACUUGGCGAGGGCAUCGGUGAAGCAGAGGCCAAAGUUGCAUGCGCUCAUCUGCAGCCCGAUGCCCAAGCAUUUGCCAGCUGUGUCUAUGAUGUGACUGCAACAAAUGAUCUUGACUAUGCCAAUAGUUGA